AUGCCUCGCGUCCUCGCUGCCACCUCGCUCCUCUUCAAGGGCAUUCGCGCCUCUCCUCUCCGCUCCUGGUGGGUCGCCCCAGGACGCCGCUACUCACGUGAACUCGGCGGCCGCAGAAGCUCAGCAGGUCCCGGCGUGCGGCUUUCGGGUCUCCAUCUCUGCUCUCCCAAGCGCUCCGGCUGCGCGCUCCGCCCGGCGCUGGACGAGCUACCCCAAAUACGCUGCACUCACAACGGUUACUAUACCCCCUCAAAAGACAACGUAAUUUUCGCUGGAACGGAGAGGAGGCACCUCGGUAAUCAAAGACUCUUGGCAGAGACAGAUUUCAGCGAGUCUCUGGCAGGCGAAAGGGCUUGUGGGAGCGCCGUUCAUCGCCCCAGCAGGCUCAUGGGAAAUGUAGUGCAGUUUUUCUCCAACAUGGCGGCGCCCGGUAUUGUCAUGGACAGCAACCACCAAAGUAAUUACAAACUCAGUAAAACUGAGAAGAAACUCUUAAGGAAACAGAUUAAAGCCAGGCAUACUUUGCUGAGACAUGAAGGCAUUGAGACAGUAUCUUAUGCUACUCAGAGUCUGAUUGUUGCCAAUGGUGGUUUGGGUAAUCAAGUGAGUAGGAACCAACUGCUUCCGGUUUUAGAGAAAUGUGGAUUGGUGGAUGCUCUCUUAAUGCCACCUAACAAACCCUACUCAUGUGUAAGAUACACAACUGUAGAAGAAUCCAAGAAAGCCUAUGAUACUCUCAAUGGCAGAGAAAUAGUGGAUGAUUUAGGACAAAAGAUCAUCCUGUACUUGAAUUUUGUGGAAAAAGCACAGUGGAAAGAGUUGGGACUUCAAGCCUUGCCUCCAGGCCUCAAAGUAAUAGAAGAAAUUAUUUCUUCUGAGGAUGAGAAAAUGCUUUUGGAGAGUGUUAACUGGACAGAAGAUACAGACAAUCAAAAUUUUCAAAAAUCCUUAAAACACAGAAGAGUAAAGCAUUUUGGCUAUGAAUUCCACUAUGACAACAACAAUGUAGAUAAAGAUAAGCCGUUACCUGGGGGUCUUCCUGACAUUUGUGAGAGCAUUUUAGAGAAAUGGUUGAAGGCAGGAUUCAUUAAACAUAAACCUGAUCAAUUGACUAUAAACCAGUAUGAACCUGGGCAUGGAAUUCCUGCUCACAUUGACACACAUUCUGCUUUUGAGGAUGAGAUCGUUUCUCUCAGUUUGGGAUCAGAGAUUGUCAUGGAUUUUAAGCACCCAGAUGGUAUGACAGUGCCAGUUAUGCUGCCUCGUCGGAGUUUGUUGGUGAUGACAGGAGAAUCUAGAUACCUUUGGACCCAUGGAAUCACACCCAGAAAAUUUGAUACUGUUCAAGCAUCCAAGGGUCACAAAAGUGGAAUUAUCACCAGUGAUGUUGAAGACUUGACUUUAAACAAGAGGGGAAUACGGACAUCAUUUACAUUUAGGAAAGUGAGGCAAACACCUUGUAAUUGUAGUUACCCUUUGGUCUGUGAUAGCCAGAUGAAGGAGGCUCCUGCAUCAUUUCCAGAGAGUGAUAAAGAAGCCUUACAACUGGAGCAAGAUUAUGUCCAUCGGGUUUAUGAAGAAAUUGCUAGGCACUUCAGCAGCACGAGACACACGCCUUGGCCACACAUAGUAGAGUUUUUGAAAGCUUUGCCAAGUGGUUCAUUAGUGGCUGAUAUUGGAUGUGGAAAUGGAAAGUAUCUUGGCAUCAAUAAGGAGUUAUAUAUGAUUGGCUGUGAUCAUAGCCAAAACCUUGUGGACAUUUGUAGAGAGAGGCAGUAUCAGGCCUUUGUCUGUGAUGCUUUGGCAGUACCAAUCCGCAGUGGAUCUUGUGACGCUUGCAUUUCCAUUGCUGUUAUUCACCAUUUUGCUACAGCAGAGCGUAGAGUGGCAGCUCUCCAAGAACUUGUUCGACUCCUAAGACCUGGUGGGAAGGCACUCAUCUAUGUUUGGGCUAUGGAGCAAGAAUAUAAUAAGAAGAAGUCGAAGUAUCUUAGAGAAAACAGAACUAGCCAAGGAUUGAAAGAGGAAAUCAACAAUGAUACAUCAGUGCAAGAGUUGCUUGUGAAGCAGUUGCCUAAUGUAGGCAAUCAAGAUUCAGCACAUUCUGUCUCCUCCAUAAAUGACUUUCAAGAUGGAGGAUGUAAUUCAAGGAACGUUGCUAAUUCCAAGUUGCCUAUUCACACUAACAGGACUUCUUUUCAUUCUCAAGACUUACUGGUUCCCUGGCACUUGAAGGAAAAUCCUGGUAAGGACAAGCGUGUGGAGCCAUUUGGUCCAUUAGGAUCCCGUGACCCAGGUCCUGUGUUUCAUCGUUAUUACCAUGUGUUUUGUGAGGGAGAAUUGGAAGCUGCCUGCCAGACUUUGAGUAAUAUCAGCAUACUGCAAAGUUACUAUGAUCAGGGGAACUGGUGUGUAAUUCUUCAAAAGGUCUGA
Rangifer tarandus platyrhynchus (Svalbard reindeer) is the source of this 2433-nucleotide messenger RNA. The record is from the annotation of a GenBank genome assembly. Lineage: Eukaryota; Metazoa; Chordata; Mammalia; Artiodactyla; Cervidae.